This is a messenger RNA of Porites evermanni, 1689 nucleotides long. The record is from the annotation of a GenBank genome assembly. NCBI's taxonomy places the organism in Eukaryota, Metazoa, Cnidaria, Anthozoa, Scleractinia, Poritidae.
AAGGUCAAAUUCUCUGUACUUGUAUCAUACCUUAAGUCUAUUGGUACUUGCAUGUCACUGACUAUCAUCUCCAUGUUCCUGAUGAUGGAAGCUUGCACAGUUGGCGCGGGAGUGUGGUUAGCUUACUGGAGCUCUGCAAAUAUAACGACAAAUGAAAAAAGAAACUUUUAUCUCGGUGUUUAUGGUGGUAUUGGACUUGGUCAAGGACUGUUCACCUUUCUACAGGCUAUAACUGUUGUUCUUGGAUCCAUGGUGGCCUCGCGCAGGUCAGAUGUUUUACCUUAUUUGCACAUAUUUCGUGUCAUUUAAGUAGUAAGUGAGAAAAAAAAGGUUAAGCAUCACGCCAAAGAAUAGCUCAACAGCUUUCACUAAAGCUAUAGUUUCAGUCCACUGACUCUAAGACGGACACCUUUGGGAUCGCACUCAGAGUCCGUCUCAGAGAAAUGUCUGUCUUAUACAGAGUCAGCUAAAAAAAGUGAAAAAAAGGCAGGGACCACUUCUAGGUGUUCGUUUACGCGAGGUGUCCGUUAAGAGAGAGCUGAAUGAGUUAAAAGUAACAUUGUAGAGAAAAUGGGUGUUACUUGGCGAUGCAGAAAGUCCGGGGGGGGGAACUCCCCUAUAUAAGCCAUAUAGGUAUGUGCCGCCCCAAAGGGUAGGGUUUUGCGCCGUUUUGGUCUGGAAUCGGGUGUGGCUUUCAAGGGAACUACGGGCGUGUCCGAACGUAUUUAUCGUUUCAAUUCCAAAUGAGUAAGAAAGAAAGAGAAAUAGGCAAUUCGAAUGGGAUUUUAAGAUGUCUUUUUUGUUGCUGUUCUAAUCUAAGUAUUGAUGACAUAAUUUCUUUAGGGCCAGGUCUGAGAAUGGGUAUAGAUUUUAGAGGUCAGGUCUGAAAAUGGGUGUGAAAAAUCAGUGACAUUUUUUGGUUUGAAAUAGGGUCAGGAUUUGGAGAACCGGGCGGCACACCCCCACCAAGAAUUCCCAGGAUUACCCCCCUCCCCUCCCCCCUCCCCCCCACUUUCCCCUUCGCACUGUGCACGCGUCCGCAAAACCAAGAAACUACCGAAAAGAUUUAAGCACCGCGGGGCCAAAGUACAUGCAGCUCAACAGCUUUCACUUAAAAUAUGGAUAUGUAGGAAUCUCCUCCUUCUCCGGAGAUAAGAGUAGAGCGUUCUGGUACAGCUAGCGUAUAUAUUUUAACAAGAGAGGAUAAUCCUCUCUUCAUUUUGCCCUUCCUCUGAUCAUAUGGAGAUCGUGUCUAAAGUAAGUGAUCGUAAGGUAGCUUUAAAAAUUGUUCGAUCAUGAUUCAAACGGUGCACGCCCGAUUUGAACAACGAAAAAAACUAAAGGCUCCGUUCAAAAAUAUCCGGGUACGUAUGGAUGGGACCUUAGUUAACAUGGUACAAUACAUUUCCUAGGAACUUCCCUCUUUUUCUUUACAGGUUGCAUAAUAUACUUUUGAAUAACAUCAUGCGUGCACCGAUGAGCUUUUUUGAUACAACUCCUCUUGGAAGAAUUGUAAACAGAUUUUCGAAGGACAUGGAUGUCAUUGACGAGAACUUACAGCGAGCUUUAACGGACUUUCUUUGGUGUUUCUUUGACGUGAUCGGGAUGAUUGUGGCGAUCAGUUAUGCCACUCCACUUUUUUUGACGAUACUACCGCCCCUUGCUGUUCUCUACAUAUAUAUUCAGGUG